CUUCUUUUUUCUUUCUCUCUUCUUUUUCUUUCUUUUUCUGUCAAAUGGGCAAUACAAACUCUACAGAAACAGGCAGACGUGCCAGUAUAUCACAAGAACAAGAACAACAAAGUAAUAGUAGUAGUACUAUUUCUAUUCAAAAGUCAACUAUGAUAGCACCUACAACAACAACAACGACAACAACGACAAUAACAGCAACUCACCCAACAUCAGAUCAAAAGACAGACAUGGAAGUGCUUGUAUCGCCCACAACCGUCAUUCCUGCUCUACCUUCAAUAAAAGAAGACGCACAAACACCUCCACAAAUUAUUGAACCCACAAAAGCAGUGCCAGUCUCUACAGGCAAGAAAUCAGGCUGGGUGUCAAGCACAGGAGGAGCCAGUCCUUGGUAUGGAUCCUUAUCUUCUUCUGCUUCUUCUUCACAUCACCGUGCAUCUAUCAGUGGUCCUUAUUAUCGUACGCGUGGCAUGAGUGUCACACGUGACAAUGAAAAUGAUGAAGAUCUCUCUCAUAUCCCUCAACAAGAACCUACUACACAGAAACCAACAUCUCCGCCCGCUACUCAAGGUGUACCAACCAUCAUUACUUGGUCUCAAGGUGGAAAUAAUGUCUAUGUUACAGGUACUUUCAAUGGCUGGAAGCACAAGAUCAAACUAGUGAAAAGUACACACGAUUUCAGUGCAGUACUUGAAUUGCCUCCUGGCACUCAUAAACUCAAAUUUAUUGUAGACGAUGAAUGGCGAUGUUCAAACGAGAUGGAAACAGCUACGGAUCCAGAUGGCAAUCUCGUCAACUAUCUACAAGUUAUUGAUGACGAAGAAGAUGAGGAUGAGGAUGGGGAUGAAUUUGGUCUAUCUUCUUCUGAAUCCGACGUAAAGAAAUACACAAAUGUCAUUCCAGCUGAAUUAUUACAAUUGGCUUCUAUAAGUAAUGAGCACACAGAAGACGAACAGAAGCGUAGAUCGCUAUUGAUGGAAUGGGAGAAAAAGCAGCCUCAACCACCUGGAUUGCCUCCUCAUCUUGAAAAAGUAUUAUUGAAUUCAAACACAGUGAGUGAAGAAGACAACUCUGUCUUGCAUGAACCCAAUCAUGUCACUUUAAAUCACUUGUAUGCUUGUUCAAUUAAGGACAAUGUCAUGGCAUUAGCAACUACCUCAAGAUACAGAAAGAAGUAUGUUACUACCAUGUAUUACAGACCAGUGAUGGCCAAAGAAAAGAUCUAAUAAACGUUUAUUGAGCA
Molecule: messenger RNA, 1240 nt
Organism: Gilbertella persicaria
Lineage: Eukaryota; Fungi; Mucoromycota; Mucoromycetes; Mucorales; Choanephoraceae
Exons: 3
Coding region: 45-1223 (392 amino acids)
Biological process (GO): signal transduction
Cellular component (GO): nucleotide-activated protein kinase complex; nucleus; cytoplasm
Molecular function (GO): protein kinase binding
Source: RefSeq, a predicted model, not a curated record